CUCCUCCGCACCGUUUGCUCCUCGCAGCUCCCAGAUGGGGUGAACGUGUCCAAGGAGGCCCGGCGCGCCAUCUCCCAGGCGGCCAGCGUCUUCGUGCUGUACGCGACCUCCUGCGCCAAUAACUUCGCCAUGAAGGCCAAGAGGAAGACGCUGAACGCAGGAGAUGUGCUGGCGGCCAUGGAGGAGAUGGAGUUCGAGCGAUUCCUGGAGCCACUGCGGGACGCUCUGGAAGUGUACAAGAAGGACCAGAGGGGGAGGAAGGAGGUGAGCGAACAGAAACGCAGAGACAAGGAGAGGAAGGCCGACUCCGAGAACGACAAGAGCAGAGAGGAAGAGGAGGAGGAGGAAGAGGAGGAGCAGCAGCGCAUGGAGGAGGAGCCUGAGGAGGAAGCUGAGGAAGAGGAGGACGACAACUGACCCGCUCGGUUCUGAUCCGGUUCAGCCUCUUCAAGCAUUUUAACCGGAAAGCUUCAGCUGAACUCCAGAUCCAGGAUCGGAGUCGUCCUCCACUUUCUCCACAUCCGUCAGGAAUAAAAGGUUCAAGGAUCCGGACCACCAAGCCGGAGCGGUUCUGAUGUCUCCAUGCGGGUCGGUCGUAGUUUCAGUUUGUAUUUUUGUAAACUUGUUUGAAAUCUUUCAAUAAAUGUUUUGUAUAAAACUGAAA
Messenger RNA from Poecilia reticulata (guppy), 664 nucleotides. Lineage: Eukaryota; Metazoa; Chordata; Actinopteri; Cyprinodontiformes; Poeciliidae. The record is from RefSeq and is a predicted model, not a curated record.